CCGCCCCCGCCCAGACCCGGAAGUGAGCGCCCGCCCCGUGGCCCCAGGCUCCGUCCCGCGCCGCCGGUCCGCGUUCUCGCCGGCCUCCCGCUGAGAGUGUGUCCGCGCGGCCCCGGGAUGUACAUGCUGGUGGAGACGCUCUCCAGCUCCCGCCUCCACCUGAAGAGGGCGCCGGGCAUCCGGUCCUGGUCCCUGCUGGUCGGAAUCCUGUCCAUUGGCCUGGCGGCUGCCUACUACAGUGCAGACAGCCUGGGCUGGAAGAUCUUCUACGUCACCGGCUGCCUGUUCGUGGCCGUGCAGAACCUGGAGGACUGGGAGGAAGCCAUCUUCGACAAGAGCGCCGGCAAGGUUGUGCUGAAGACGUUCAGCUUGUACAAGAAGCUGCUGACCCUCCUCCGAGCAGGCCACGACCAGGUGGUGGUCCUGCUGAACGACAUCCGGGACGUGAACGUGGAGGAGGAGAAGGUGCGCUACUUCGGGAAGGGCUACGUGGUGGUGCUGCGCUUCUCCACCGGCUUCUCCCACCCCCUCACCCAGAGCGCCAUCAUGGGCCACCACAGUGACGUGGAGGCCAUCGCCAGGCUCAUCACCAGCUUCCUGGACCUGCACCACCCGGAGAGCCCCGAGGAGCUGUCUCCGAGCAGCGACAGCGAGGCCGAGGGCCCCGCCGAGCAGGGCUGACCCGGCACCCGGCGCGCAUCCAUGGGGCCUCAGCAGGCCAGCCCUCCUCACCACCCAGCGUGUCCCUGGCAGCCCCCCGCCCUCUGCGCACAACCACACCGGGCUCCACAGACCUGCCUCCUGGAGCCCGGUGGCCCAGCCUGGUGGUGUGGGUGUGAGUGGUGUGGCUGGUCUGGGCUGACCCACCCCACAGCCCACCAGCUGGGCAUGCUCCAGCCUCUGAAAGGGGAGGGGAGCGGGCUCCCCAGGGCAGGGCCUGAGGCUGGUGUUCCCACCCCCGAUUGGCUGGCCACACGUCCCGGGGAACCCGCUGGACCAACCAGAAUGUGUGGGGCUGUCUGGGGGCGGAUCCCCUCCCCUUCCUGUCCCAUCCCCUCUGCUGGGCCACGCCCACUUGGCGAGAAGAGGUUCUCCCAGCCUCCUGCCCAGGUUCAGGCUGGGACCUCUCUGAGAAGACAGACCUGACAGCUGGGCCUGUUUGUGGGGCAGGAAGUGGGCCGCACCCACAGAACUGGGCACCGAGCACCCCAGCCGGUGCAGCAUGUGGGGCUGCCGCUGCCUGGGGACACGGACCGCAGUCUACGUUCUCCCCUCAGCGGGGCUGCGCCCACCUGGGCUUGGGAACGCGUUGCUGGACCUGCUAGUGGGUUCCACGUGAGCCGCUGGACUGAGUGUGCAGGACUGCCCUCCUGAGGCUGAGCAGCUCUGGGCGGGGGCAGGCAGGCAGGCCUGAGCCCCUCCCCGCCCCCGGGGACUGUGGGCCCUCGCCGGCCCUGUGAACACCCGGCGGUGAGAGGCCACGCUCCUGCCAGCACCUCUAGCUUUUCCUCCUUUUUAUUUCACGAGAAUUAAAGUUCUACGUGCAGAUCAGUGAGCGGG
This is a messenger RNA of Pipistrellus kuhlii (Kuhl's pipistrelle), 1560 nucleotides long. RefSeq names its product cytochrome b-245 chaperone 1. The coding region runs from base 118 to 681 and encodes 187 amino acids. The transcript has 7 exons. The record is from RefSeq and is a predicted model, not a curated record. NCBI's taxonomy places the organism in Eukaryota, Metazoa, Chordata, Mammalia, Chiroptera, Vespertilionidae.